Oikopleura dioica is the source of this 300-nucleotide messenger RNA. The record is from the annotation of a GenBank genome assembly. NCBI's taxonomy places the organism in Eukaryota, Metazoa, Chordata, Appendicularia, Copelata, Oikopleuridae.
AUGGCUGUCCGGCUUAGGAACAAGGAGAGAAAAACAGCCCCGACAGAUGAAGGGAGACGAAGAACUGUACAUGAGCUGAUGUCUCUUUUUGGCAAGAACAAAAAAUCAUCUCCUGAAACAAGCGAAUCUGAAGAACCAUCAAAGGAAGCCCGCCAAUCGCCCCGGCCGAUUUCUCAAUUGAAUUCAGGAAGCCCGAAGCCUACUGAACGACUUCCGCCCUCUCCGAAACCAAGAACAAUUUUCUUCGAUGCAAACUGGCGUCAAAUUCCAACGCCCCGACGCUCAACAGAUUCCGUUUAA